This is a messenger RNA of Ylistrum balloti, 1531 nucleotides long. Its product is annotated as adenylate kinase isoenzyme 6-like. Gene Ontology annotation, molecular function: AMP kinase activity; ATP binding; ATP hydrolysis activity. The transcript is spliced from 4 exons. NCBI's taxonomy places the organism in Eukaryota, Metazoa, Mollusca, Bivalvia, Pectinida, Pectinidae. The record is from RefSeq and is a predicted model, not a curated record. Gene Ontology annotation, cellular component: nucleus; cytoplasm. Bases 1 to 525 code for a protein of 174 amino acids.
AUGGCGGCACGAGCACAUGGUCCAAACAUAUUGAUAACAGGUACUCCAGGUACAGGAAAAUCAACACUUGCUGCUGAAUUAUGUCAGAGGGCAGCACUGAACUAUGUAAAUGUUGGAGAUGUAGCCAAACAAGGGGACCUGUACGAGGGAUGGGACCACAUAUACAAUUGUCAAAUGAUUGAUGAGGACAGAGUGAUUGAUGAAUUAGAGGAGAAAAUGGGGCAAGGGGGGAACAUUGUUGACUAUCACAGCUGCGAGUUCUUCCCUGAAAGAUGGUUUGACAUAGUCUUUGUACUAAGGACAGACAACUCCAUCCUCUAUGACCGAUUGGAAAGCAGGGGCUAUACUGGAAAGAAACUGGAAGACAAUGUGCAGUGUGAAAUAUUCCAAACAAUUUUAGAGGAAGCUCGAGACUCCUACAAAGAAGAAAUUGUACAUGAACUCUUUAGCAACACACCAGAAGAGCUGGAAGAUAAUUUAGAAAAAGUGUUAUCAUGGAUUGAGCAUUGGAAUGCCACUCACUAGUUAUUAUAAUACUGCUAGUGAUAAUAUUGUUGUGUAAAUUGUUUUAAUUGGCCAUACAAAUUUGUGUUUCCAUUCUUUCCUUAUUUACUGGAGAACUUCAUUAACACGGAUUUAUCAAAUUGCUUCACUGAUUCUAAUGAGUUAAAGGCACUUGAUUGAUCAUCAAAGUGAGUCAAAGUCAGUCAUGUGUUCAGCUUAGUGUUUGUUCAAGCAAGAACUAAUUCUGAUAUGCUAAAAGCAGGUAUUCUAGAUAUUUAGUUAAUCCCUAUGCAAUUUGUAUUAGUUUUAGUUGUUUACCGUGAGCCUUGCAAUAGCAAUCAAGUUGACAAUACUAUAAGGCUUGAUGGUUGGGUCAUCCUGAGUCAACGAUGUUAAUAAUGCUUUAAGUCACUUGGCACUUUAGAGAGUUGUGUUGCGAUGCAUACUUCAUCGUUUGUAUAUUACCAAUAGACGUUUUUGUCUUCUGCUGGUUUAAAUCUUUGAACCAAUUUUGAUGAAAUUUUGCUGAAAACUUCCUAUGGUCAAAGGUGAACCAAUAUUAAUGGCGGGGCCCAAUAGGUCAGAUUGACUUAAUGCCAAAUAUCAAAAAUCUUCUCAGGACUCAACUGCAGUAGGAUUAUGGGUGUUGUAUUCAAAUUAUGAUUUUGGUGACCCCAUUGUCUCACUUUAUUAACCCCUAGGGAAGGGGUGAUUUACCUUAUAUACAGGAAACUUAAACAUUUGAGUGUAAAUUGUUUGAUUUCAGAUAGAAAUAAUUCAAACUUAGUUGGAAUUUUUUACACAUGGGAUGGUAGUUCAUGUUACGCAUAUUUUAUAUUUACAUUACCUGUAUCUUGUAAUUCAAGUUAUACUUUGUUAACGAUACCUGUAUCUUGUAAUUCAAGUUAUACUUUGUUAACGAUACCUGUAUCUUGUAAUUCAAGUUAUACUUUGUUAACGAUACCUGUAUCUUGUAAUUCAAGUUAUACUCUGUUAACGAUACAAUUUCUGUGACAAGUUACUACAA